AUGGAAAGAAAGGACCCCCAAAGUAACCUUAGCCUAUCGAGCAAAGAAGGCGCUGAUAUAUAUAAAGUCAAAUCGAAAAGUAGACAGAUAGACCCGUUGAGGAAUCUUUCAGAAAGUAAUUAUGCGAAGGAAGUGAACAUGCCCAUUAGCAUGGUGGGUGAAAAGUAUGAAAGGAGGGAUCCCUCUAAAGAUGGCGCAUGGAGGGGAGAUAAGGGUCAGUUAGGAAUAGGCAAAAGUACCAGCAGUAACAGUGUCGACGGGAUGAAUUAUCAUAAGUGUAGGAAGAGUAGCACGCAGGGGCACCAUAGUCGUAGUCACUACCGUGGGGAAGAAGACAAUAUGAAUGAGGAGGAUAGGGAAAAAAUGCCGAACGACGAGGUAACCUCAUACAAACACAACAACGUGUCUCUAAAUUGCUACGAAAAUAACAAUAGGAAAACGCUAUACAGACACAACGUAUUAAAUGAGGAGCAGAAAAAUAUCGAGUGGCUCCUAAGUAGGGAGAAAAAUGUAGAGAAUCUUGAAUCGAUCAAUUUUGAUAACAUGAUGAAGAAGAACCUCUUUGGUUCCUUCCACAAGGGCAACAAACAUGGUGAUGUAAGUAGUGAUGGCAAUGAUGGAGACAUGAUGAAGCGAAACAAGCUUAAAAUGAGUAAGUGCGUCGGGAAUCACGACCACCCGAAAAGGAAUAGGAGCACUCCGGACGAGAGGGAGAUAACCAACCUCGCAAAUAUGUUGUGCAAAAUUAAGAAGGAGGAGUACUCAGUGCAACCCGAUGAAGAGGAAGCAAACUAUGAGAUGCCCCUGGCCAAGGAGUACGGUAUGUCCUACGAUGGGCGCUAUGAUGGACGCUAUGAUGGGCACCAUGAUGGGCGUUAUGGUAGGCCAUGCGAUAGUCUCUACGAAAGGUCGUUCGAGAGGCCAUACGACGCGUACAUCGAUCGGCACCAGAAGGGGCAUCAUAAUAGGCACUGCAGUAGACAUUUGAGCGAACCCCAUCCUAGGGGGUUCUAUGAAGACUACAACGGUCAAGUGGAUUACCACACGGAUCGUCAAAUAGACCAUCACAGGGAUCGGCACAUGGGUCACCACGUGGGUCGCCACGUUGACGAGCGAUACAUGCAACGUUUCGAGGAGGUGCUAGGCGGUCGGGAUCAGAUCUACCGAAGAAGGCCAGCCAUGGAAGACUACCGUGAGUAUAGAGAAAGGAGGCAGGAUGUGCAGCCUACUUAUGAUGAUCGACGUUCACACAUGAUGCUGUAUGAUGGCAGCAGAAGUGCAGAAGACCUUUUUCUGUAUAAGAGCGUUUUCAGAAAUAGCAACGAGAGGCCAAAGGAAAAACAGCACCACCAGAAUCAGCAGCCCGUGUAUUCAAACUUUGCCGACAUAUGCAAAAGUUAUAUAAAAAAUAUUAACAGCAUUAGCAAGAGCUCAUAUAAGAGUGAAAACAAGGGGAGUCUUUUUCACUACCCCAUCGAAAGUGCCAAACCGUAUGAUGAGCCGUACAGAAGUGGGGACCACUACAUCGGUGGCGAUCACUACAACGGGGGGGACCAUUACAACGGUGGGGAGCACUACACCCGUGGGGACAGUUACAAGUUUGCGAUGAAUAAGAUGGCCAGAAGGGGAGGCCAAGGUGGAACUGGGCAAGGCUUGAGAACCCCAAAUUACAGGGUCACAAAUGGCAAAGGGGGGAACAAUCAGGAGUUGGGCGGUUACCCUCCUAGCAGCAGAAGGGUGAACAGCAGGGAGACAACUAUUAGGGACGGGGGCAACCCAGAAUGGAGCGGCAAACGUGGUAACGGUAAGCACGUUGGUGAUCACCAUGUGAAGGACAUCUAUCCCACCUCCAUUCUCUCGAGUGGUAACAGCGCGAAGAGAAAUCAAGAACCAGGUGCCAAGCAGAAGCCAGUGCGUAGUGUCCACUUUUUGGAUGACGACCCCAAGGAGCAGAACCCAAAGUUCAGCAGAAACGAUUAUCGAGCUAGCGAAAAAAACAGAAUGCAAACAAACAUUAUGGAUCGAAGGAUCGUGGACCCCUUCAUCUAUGUAGGUAUAGAUGAAGAGGAAAAUAACCUGGAGCAAAAAAAGAGGAAGAAAAAAAAUAAGCAGAGUAAUGCUAACAAGGUAGGUGAUACCCUCGUGGAGAUAGUUAUCCCUGACAGCUACGAUGGGAAAAGUGCCAAGGUGGGAAGGGGGAAUUCCUUUCUGGGGGCGAGAAGCACAUCUCAUGGGAAGGCACCCACAUCUAGUCUGCCUAACGGUGCGAAGAAUAACGCCAUCGCCAUUUCGGUCGAUAAUACCCCCAACAGUGGCUAUGGUAGAGGUGCUGGCAAAGGCAUUGGUAAAGGCACGGGCAACCGCAGUAACAGCCGUGGAGGUGGGCGCAAAGGCAAGAGCAAUAGUAAUAACGACGUUCCCAUCGUGGUGAGCGACCAAACGGAGCCUCCCCACAAAGAAGGACCCCCAAGGGAAAAACAAAUUCCCAUAGAAAUCAUAAAGUACUGCAAGGAAAACAACCUUAUCCUGGAUAAAGAGAUAAGGGAGUUGUUAAAUUACCACAUCGAGGAUCCCAUCGAUGCUCCUCAGGGUGGGGAUGUGCCCAGCGAAUCGACGAAGAAGGGGGUGAACCCGCAUAUGCCACCGCAGCAGGCGAGCAGCAUCAUCAGUGCAAACAACGAUUUAAAUGUGAAUACCCCUGUUGGAGGGCCAGUACAGGGCAGUAACCCCAUCAGGACUGAAAACAAAGCAACUACAUACGAUAAAAGUAACAGUCAUCCAAAGAACAGUGCAAGUACGCAAGAAAUAAAUUGUCGACCCGAAGUAGGCAAGUACAGUACUAAGACUCAUACUAGUCUGCACCUAGUCGGCAGUAGUAAUAGUAAUAGUGGUAGUGGUAAUUAUAAGACGGGCACGGGUGAUGCGUCAGCGCAGAGAAAAGAUUCGACAACUCAGAGCAUCAUAUGUUUGACGAAUGAUGAAGGGGAUGUAUGGCCCGACGGUGGUAGUAACGCUGUGGGCAUAAACCAUAGUAAUGCCAAUUGGGGGGUCAGCAGGAAGGGCAGUAAGAAGCACAUCGAGGCGGGUUGCACAGUAAAUGGUGCAUCGAAUGGCCCAUCGAAUGGCGUAUCGAAUGGGGCAUGUCUCGUCAAGGCAGGGGCUCCAACCAAUUUGAAGAACCCCAUCGUGGUGGAGAAGGCGGGCGUAAGUAGCAAAGCGAAGGGGAAGGUGAAAGGCCCCCACAGCGUCCACAAGCGUGCCGACUGGAACCGCGAAGCGCUAGGCAUGCCGAUGAAGGAAGAAGACCUGCGAAAACUCAUGAACAGCUACUAUGAGGACGUGCUGAAGUGCUAUAGGCAGUAUAGUCGAAGCGGCUUGAAUGACGAGAAGGCCUUCCACGUAUGUGACUACUGUGAGCAGAAUAUUUUUAAUUUAAGUAAUUUGGUAAAAAGGAGUGAAGCCAAGGAGCACCUAUACACGUGCAACGUAUCGUGCGGGAGAACGUUCCACAUGAAGUGCGUGAGUCACGUGAAACCAAAGGGAAACAAUUUUAUAUGCUUCUUCUGCUUAUACGACGUAAACUUCUGUUCCUUGUGUAAGGAGAUUACAACAAAUGACGGACUCAUCCCCUGUUACUACCCACUGUGCAAUAUAUUUCUACACAGUAAGUGCGUUGAAAAAUUGAAGCUACUGCACACCGAUUGCUUGAAGAAGUACUACUAUUGCACACACUUGGUUUCGAAGAAAGCGGGAAGUAAGGGAAACCAGGGGGACAAAAACUGGAAGAAGAAGCGAAAUUACUACCGGAAGAAGAAGCGGUGUGGAAUGAAAAAAUACGCCACGUUGAAUAAGAAAAUUGAUAAGAAUCAGAAGAGUGAAAAGCCAAAUGGAACAUGCGUGAAGAGUGUAACCCCGGAUGGUACUAACGAAAUGGAUAAGCCUCAUAGUAAUCCUACCCCAACGGCAAACAAGGAACCAGUCAAAGUGGACAAAUUGGGCAAAAACGCCUCUGGACAUUUAAAACUUAGCAAAUACAUAUGCCCCUUACAUGCCUGCUACGUGUGCAAAGAAUUCUAUAUCGUCAAUUUGGAAAAAGUGAAAAGUAAGAAAAGCAGUUGUCUCUUCAGAUGUCUAAAGUGCUUCAAGUCGGUUCACCUCCAUUGCAUGAACAAUGAUUACAUUAUUUCGUUUAAGCAAAAAAUUAUGUUUUGCGCGAGUCAUAUUGAGUACUACAAGAAGAAGCACAUGGAAAUGAUACUUAGUCGGUUUGGUAAACUAACCAAUGGGGUGAAAGGUACAUUGGAAGCUGCCCAAGGUGCGAAAAAUGAAAACAUUCCCUGUGUUGGGGGCGUAGUUACCGUUACGGAUCCUACUAGUGUUAUCUGCACGACGGGUCAUAAUCAUAAAAAGGCAAGCAGCGGUAAUGGAACUGUUAACCAAAGCGGUACCCAUCCUUUAGCGCUGCCACCCAAACCUAUUGACGAAAAAGGAAACGUUGCAUCUGCCUCUAUUAGGGUUACGAAUCCAGCAGGAGAACCCACCCACCUAGGGUUAAACCAGAUUGAAAAAAGAAACAAUGCAAAUGCUCCCCCACCUUGCAAGGACCAAGAGGCACAAAAUGUAGAGCAGCAAGGGAAGGUAAAACCGGGCCAAAUCCAAAACGGAAUUAUCAUUACUGAGGAAGUUAAGCAGAUUGUCGAAAGGGAAAAUAAUAGAAGCGGAAGUGCGCAUAUUCCUGUCAGUAGUGUUGUGCCCCCCAAAUUGGACCAGAAGGAGGAAAAGGAAAAAGUGAUAUUUGACUUAACCGGUGAAGGGGGAAAGGAAGGUGGAUUCCACUUAAGGAAUGAAAAUAAAAUAAGCAAUUCUUGCGCAGAGUGGCAGUCGACCAACUGCAUCAGCAAGGACAACCCCGUAGUGGUCAUCUCCCCGAUGGGGGUAAACCCUCACAUGCAAGAGCAGCGUCUAACAAAAACAGGUGGUGAUGAUGUCCCCCCCAACAAUGCUCAUAUUCCCCUGUCGUCAUACCAAAGUUAUAAAGGCAAUUUGCAGCCAGCGAACGAAAUCGUAGUUUGUGCGCACAGCGGGAAGGAGAUGACCCAUUUGGAGAAGAAAAACGGCACGAUCGGUGAGCAGGCAAAGGAACACGAAGGUAGAAAUGACAACAGAAAGGACGAUGCAAAUUUUAAAAACAGAAAAAGGAAAGCUUCAAAUGUUGAGGACGUCGAAAUGUUGAAAAACCACAAUUUGGAUAUAACCAUUUUGAGCGAUUUUACGAAGAGCAAUCCGAAUCCCAGUAUAAUGCAAGAAGGGAAUUCUUCAUCGAAGAGGAUCUGUGUGGGUAGUGGUACUUCUGAGAGGGAGGGUAUGCCAAGUGUCGUUGCCAAGGGGGAGAAGCGUCCCCUCGACCCUAUCGUCGUGCAGGGGGGAGCGAAUCAAAAUUGCGGCAAACGGGUAAGUGUGCACAUGAAGGGUAGACAGUCCAAGGAGGAAGCCCUAGCUACGCGAACAUUGAAAAAUAUUAGUAGUUCUAAAAUGAAACAAAUAUGUAAGAACCUUCUAUCCCCCAAGACGAUAUACAACCUCUACACGAGGCAGCACUUCCAAAGCGAAGCAGAAUAUAAUUACUACGUGCUGAUCAAGGUUAGGAGAAUUCUACACAUGGAGAGGUCGAUGUUGGCUUUAAACGAAAUGGAUGGAAACAGGAUAAGUGAAGAGUGUGAAGAACACAUAAACAUCUUGUGUACUUUUCGGAAGGACUUUAUCAAAUUUGUCAUUUUUCUUUUUAAGAUGUGCGGCGCAGGGGAGGCGCUCGCAGAGGGGUGCAAGGGGGGUCGCCAAAAUGGGCCACAAAAUGGGUCACAAAAUGUAUUACAGAAUGUGCCAUCAAAUGUGCCACAAAGUGUAUUACAGAAUGGAUCCACAAUUGAAGCGCCCAUCGGAUGCAUAAUUGGAGAGGAAAAGCAAACCCACAGGAAUGGGGCCCAACCAUCUACACUCCAGAUUGAAAAUACACACCAAGGGAUAACCGCCAGUUGUAGGAAAAAUGUGGUGAAGGUGGGCCAACCUAAUGAUGCCACCCGGGGUGGAACUGCUGACAAAGUAGAAGAAUGCGUGUUGGAUGAGCAGGCAAAGAAGAACGCGCUUCGUGGAAAUACUAAUCACUGUGCAAGUGGGGAGAAGCAUGAAGGUGCAGAAGGAACAGCUGUGCAUGUGAUUACAUCUAAUGGAACCACCACGCAUGAACAACAAGGCAGAAACAAAAAGGAGGGAGGGAAAAUAAAAUGGUUCUCUAACGAUUUGCUCAAUAUAUUGUACAAAGAACUCAAAAACGCAUCCAGCAUUAUUAGGCCGACGGUUAAAGAAAAAACGCGUCAGGGGGAACCGCUGGGUCAGAGUUCCCAUACCGUGAAGGAUAACUCACAAGGGGUAAUAGACCUUAACACAGUAACAGUACCGUCUGCAGAUGAUAACCGAACUUUGUGCAUGAACCAAAGCAGAUGUUUGAAUGGGGAAUUGAAGGGGAAAGCCACCGCUCCCAUGGGCAGUAAAAAAGGAGGCACUACCCAAUUGAAUGAAGAAAUAAAUAGGGGAAUAUCCUCUGUUGGGCGAAUGAAUGGACGAAAUAGUACCGACGAUAUGUCAGCAAAAAUAUUGCAUACUGUGGAGGGCAGAUCAAACCAGGUUAACCAAUAUAAUGGAGAAGUGAUAGAGGUCGUUGGAAAGGGAAAGAGAAGAAUGUGCAAUAACAGAAAAGUGGAAUUUACUGAAUUUUUACGGCAAACACAAAAUGGAUGGAAAAUAGAUGUAAGUAUUUUAAAAAAGUCCAGUAUUUACUUAAAUUUUGAAUACAUUUCCAAGAAUGUGUAUUUCAGUGACCAGAAUAAAAACUUGUUGUCGUGUAAAUCUGAUGACUAUAGAUGCUUGUGCCAGGGAGAGUGCGACCCCUUCAGUUGUUACAAUUCCCUGAGCAAGAUUCAGUGCUCCAAGAACAGGUGUAACUUGCCAAUACAGAUUCAGGACAAGAAGUGCUUCAACCGGCCGUUCAGGCAGUCCGCGAUAAAGGACCUCGAGAUCAGACAGACGGAACGCACUGGAUACGGAGUGUUCAGCAAGCGGGACAUAAAGAACGGCGAGCUCGUAUGCGAAUACGUUGGGGAGGUCCUGGGAAGGAAGGAAUUUGAGGAAAGGGUGCUAUCCUACCAGGAGGAAAGCAAAAUGUCGAACAUGUAUAACUGGUACUCAAUUCAGAUUAAUCGUGACGUCCACAUUGAUAGCAGGAAAAAGGGCAACAUCUCCAGAUUUGUGAAUCACUCGUGUUCUCCAAACAGCGUUUCGCAGAAAUGGAUUGUGCGUGGCUUCUACCGGAUUGGAAUAUUUGCUCUACGGGACAUUGCCGCCGGGGAGGAGAUUACAUACAACUACAGUUAUAAUUUCGUGUUUAAUAAUUUUGAGUGCUUGUGCAACUCUCCCAAAUGCAUGAACUACACCCUGAAGAAGAAGGAAGAGGCGGACUACGAAAUGAACGAAUUGGAGAUAACGGACCAUGAUAUUUUCAACCCGGUAGAUAAUUUCAACAAUCUGCACGGGAAGAUGCAAGACUGGGUCGUCCACCUUGAAGGCGUAGGAACCAAAGCGUUAUAUAAAUACAACAAAAAUAAUUUCUUUAAUUUAAGGCUAAUGGAAUGCUACUCCACCUGGAUUUUUUAUGACCUCAGUUUUGAGAGAGAUCACUUUUCCUCUCUCAAGUCCAAGCCGUUUAAUGCGCUGGGCGAGUUUUGGAAAAUCCUCGCUUCGGCCUUUUCCGACGGGGAGAAGAAUAUCAUAAACUCCUUCAAUUUGUUCUUACCUUCUUUGAUAAAGAUUGGCCAGCUGCGCAGGAUUCAGCAGUAUAGCUACAUCCUGAACAACGUCGUCGGAUCGGAGCACGAGAUGUGGAACCUGAUCGACAAGGGAUUCGCGGACGACGAGGUGUGCAGGAAGUGCAAGAGCUGCGGCAACCUUACCAUGUGUGAUAAGUGCUUCAACAGCUACCACCAAAUCUGCGGAAGCAUGCACACCAAGGUUUACAAAAGCAACGAACUAGUUUUGUGCAAAUUUUGCCAAAAGUAUGAUUACAAGACAAAUUGGAUGAAGCAAAGCUACAGAGAACAAAUAAAGUGUUCCAUUGAAAAUAGGAGCAUCGCCUUUUACAAAAUAAACCGUGAUAUCAUAAAGCUGAUGGAACAAUCGGUAAAGUACACCAAGGAUAUGUCUCUGUCGGCCAUGAUCGAGCACAACGCGAAGGAAUACAACAGUAAGAAGCUCCGUCUGAAGAAGUUCCAGUAUAAGUACGUCAAAAUAUGA
This is a messenger RNA of Plasmodium coatneyi, 8343 nucleotides long. RefSeq lists its product as uncharacterized. Gene Ontology annotation, biological process: regulation of DNA-templated transcription. Gene Ontology annotation, cellular component: nucleus; chromatin. The record is from RefSeq and is a predicted model, not a curated record. The transcript is spliced from 4 exons. Lineage: Eukaryota; Apicomplexa; Aconoidasida; Haemosporida; Plasmodiidae. The coding region runs from base 1 to 8343 and encodes 2780 amino acids. Gene Ontology annotation, molecular function: histone H3K36 methyltransferase activity; protein binding.